CAUGGAGCCGUCGGGGAGCCUGCUGCAGGGCAAGGCCUUCUACUGCCGCGAGUGGGCGCUGGGCCGGCUGGCGCUCAGCCUGGAGGGCGGCGGGGGGGUGCUGGUGACCGGCGGGGCGGGCAGCGGCAAGACGGCCCUGUGCACCGAAGCGCUGUGGCCCACCUCGCCGGCCGGGCGGCGGGUGGCGCUGGGCGAGAGCGCCCUCGCCUGGCACUUCUGCCAGCCCCACGACGCCGCCACCCGCUCGCCCGCCGCCUUCCUCCGACGCCUCGUGGCCCAAAUGGAGCGCUGCCCUCUCCUGCCCGCCUACCGCCAGCACCUCCGACGCCACGCCGACGCCUGGCGCGCCCUCGACGGGGCCGAGGCCAAGAAGGACCUCGACCAGGCCUUCCGCAGAGCAGUGCUGCUGCCCUUGCUGGACCUGCCGCCCCCUGCCAAGCCGCUGCUGCUGGUGGUGGACGCCCUGGACGCCGGACUCCUGCACCACCAGGAAGAGGGGCGCCCCCCGCCGCCCGGGCCCAGCCGCACCAUCGCCCAGCUCCUGGGCAGCCACCUCCAGCUCCUGCCCCCCUGGCUCCUGCUGGUCUGCACCGCCCGCUCCCACUGCAAGGGGCUGCUCCGCCUCUUUCCCGGUUUCCACCGGCUGUGCCUGGACGACCUGCGGCGGGACUCGGUGGUGUGCGACGUGCAGCAGUACAUCCUAGCCCGGCUGGAGCGGGAGGAAGCGUUGCGGCGGCACUUGACGCGCGACACGGCCGAGGCCCUGAGCCAGCUGCACAUCAAGAGCAACGGCUGCCUGCUGUACCUGGAGCGGGUGCUGGACGGCGUGGCGGGGGAGCUGGUCACCCUGCGGGAGGUGCGCCACAUCCCGGGCACCCUCUACGGCCUCUACCUCUGGCUGUGCCAGCGCCUCUUCCCUGGGCAGGAGUUUGCCACCGUCCGCCCCUUGCUGGAGGCCCUCCUGGCCACCCCUCGCCCCCUGGGGCCCACGGAGCUCUACGCGGCAGUCUGGACGCGCCAGCCCGUGCCCUGGCAGGAGUUUGCCGGGUGGCUGGCAGCCCUGGGGGCGCUGGUGCGAGAGGGCCCGGGGGGCGCCUGCCUCCUCUUCCACGACAGCUUUGCCGAGUGGCUGUGUGACGUCAAGCACUGCACCCAGAAGUACGUGUGCCGCCCGGCCUGUGGGCACGCCUCCCUGGCCAUGAGCGCCUCCUGCCGGGCGCCGGAGCUGAGUCCGGAGCAGGUGCAUGAGCUGGCCCGCCACCUGCUGUCUGCCGAGCUGGGCCUGGAGGCCUGGCAGCUGGCCCUGUGGCUGGUGUGGUGCCAGGCGCCCGUGGAGCGCUGCCUGGAGGUGGUGGAGGAGCUGCUGCUGCCGCUGGAGCCCCCCGUGCUGGAGCUGCUGGUGCUGGCGGGGGCCCACCUGGGGGACCAAGGCCCCGGGCCCUCCCUGCAGCAGGCCCUGGAGCGCGAGGACUCCGUGCGCCUCUUGCUGGAAAACGGCGCCAGCGUCAACCAGCGCGAUGCCAACGGCCGGACUUUGCUGGCCAGCGCCGCCCACAGUGGCAACCAUGAAGUGGCGGGGCUGCUUCUGGCCCGGGGGGCGCAGGCGGAAGUCCCGGACCGGCACGGACAGACGCCCAUGACCCUUGCCGCCCGCCAAGGACACACCAAGGUGCUGCGCUGCUUGCUGGCUCACGGGGCCAGUGUGGACCGGCCCGACCGGGAAGGCUGGACGGCGCUGCGGGCUGCAGCCUGGGGGGGCCACAGCGAGGCUGUCAGCGUCCUCUUGCGGGCGGGGGCGAGCGUGGACUGCUCCGACACGGAGGGGAGGACCGCGCUGCGGGCAGCUGCCUGGGGGGGGCACGAGGACAUCGUGGACACUCUGCUGCAGCAUGGGGCUGGCGUGAACCGGGCCGACAUGGAAGGGCGCACGGCUCUCAUUGCGGCCGCCUACAUGGGACACCGAGAGAUCGUGGCGCUGCUGCUGGCUCACGGCGCCCACGUGGACCACGCCGACGUGGAUGGGCGCACAGCACUUUCCGUGGCGGCCCUCUGUGUCCCGGCCAGCCGCGGCUACGCCAAAGUGGUGGAGCUGCUGUUGGAUCACGGAGCCUCCCCGGGACAUGCAGACCGGGACGGGAUGACCCCCUUGUUGGUGGCCGCCUAUGAGGGCCACGCGGAUGUGGUGGAGCUGCUGCUGGAAGCCGGGGCUGACGUGGACGAGGCGGACUCUGGGGGCUGCACCCCGCUCUUGGCUGCCGCCUCCAUGGGCCACAGGGCGGUGGUGGACUCCUUGCUGCUUUGGGGGGCGGCCGUGGAUGUCCUGGACAGCGAAGGGCGGACAGUGCUGGGCGUGGCCGCCGGGCAGGGCAGCGAGGGCGUGGUCAGGGCUCUGCUGGAGCGGGGCCUUGAUGAGAACCACCGUGACGGGCUGGGCUGGACCCCCCUGCACCUGGCUGCUUGGCUGGGCCACGCUCGGACCUGCGUCCUGCUCCUAGAGGCCGGGGCCCGCGUGGCCGAGCCCAACCGGGACGGGCGGGUCCCUCUGCUGCUGGCCGCCCAGGAAGGCCAGACGGACACCGUGCGGCUCCUGCUGGAGCGGGGCUCUCCCAUCGACCACGCCGGCUACGACGGCCUCUCUGCCCUGAGCCUGGCCAUGCUGGGGGGGCACCGCGCCACGGCCGAGCUGCUCCUGCGCAAGGGGGCUGACGUGAAUUUGUCCGACGCCGAGAGCCGUCCCCUGCUCUACCUCCUGGUGCUGGAAGGGCUGCUGGAGAUGGCGGAGGUGCUGCUGGAAAACGGCGCCAGCUUGGAGGGGCGGGACGCCCAGGGCCGCACUGCUCUGCACGUCACCUGCUGGCAGGGGCAGGUGGAGGCCACACGACUCCUCCUGAGCUACGGGGCGGACGUGGCUGCCGUGGACGGGGAGGGCCGCUCUGUCCUGCACUUGGCUGCCUGGCAGGGCCACGCCAGCCUCGCCCGCCUCUUGCUGGAGAGCGGGGCUCAGCUCGACCACGCCUGCGGCGAAGGGGCCACUGCCCUGGGCAUCGCGGCACAGGAGGGCCACGCCGAGGUGGUGAGAGUGCUGCUGGAGCAUGGAGCCAACCCCCACGUCCGGGACAGGGCCGGGCGCACCCCCAUGCGCAUGGCUGCCAAACAGGGUCACCAUGCCGUGCAGCAGCUGCUGGAAUGCCCCAGGGGCCUGCCCGUGCCCACCUCCCCCCGGCUGGGCUCCUCCAGCAGCUCCACGAGCAGCCCAGCUCCCCCCGGCAAGGGCUCCAGCUCCCCCUCCACGGACUCGGGGGACGAACGCCGCAAGUCCCUGCUGUCCCACGGCUCUUCGGCCGCCACCACGUCCACUUUCCACUCCCUGGCCACGGCGCAGACGGUGCCCGCGGACAGCCUCAGCUUUGCCCAGCAGAUCCAGCAGCACUCUCUGCCCCGCCGGCGCCAGGCUGCCCUCCCAGCCGCCCACCCCCCGGGGGGUCCGGACAAGCACAGCGAGGGGCCUGGGGCCCCUCUCCUCUCCCUGGAUUCUCUCGACCCCCACCUGCACCUCAAGGCCGCCAUCAAGCUCCAGUUCGAGGGCCCCACCUGCGGCUACCAUUACAAGCAGGAGACCCCCCUCUGA
Messenger RNA from Heteronotia binoei (common prickly gecko), 3628 nucleotides. Its product is annotated as ankyrin repeat domain-containing protein 50-like. Gene Ontology annotation, molecular function: protein binding. The record is from RefSeq and is a predicted model, not a curated record. Bases 2 to 3628 code for a protein of 1208 amino acids. The transcript has 3 exons. NCBI's taxonomy places the organism in Eukaryota, Metazoa, Chordata, Lepidosauria, Squamata, Gekkonidae.